AUGGAGGACAUCGAGCUCGAGAGCGUCGAGGUUUAUCACUCGCCGCCAGAUCAACCAAACACGAAACCUGUAAUUCGCAUCUUGCUAGGGUGUGGCCUACUACAACUUCCCAUAUGGGGGUUCGCAAUGACUUUCGGCAUCUUUCAAGACACCUAUGCCAAACAGCAUAGAUUCAACAGCUCGACCGGCAUCAUUGGUACGACCACGAAUGGUGUGAUGUACCUCUCCAUGCCAAUCCUGUCGACACUACUGGAGAAGGAAGCCUGGGUGCCAUGGCAGCGGACCAUUGCCAUAUUGGGAACCUUGCUAUCGGCGAUAAGCUUCCUUGGCUCAUCAUGGGGCACUACUGUCGGAGAGCUCGUUCUAUUGCAGGGCGUUCUGGCUGCACUUGGUAAUGCAAUGACUUACACCCCAACGACCUUAUGGAUCGACACAUGGUUCCGGGGAGGCAAUCGAGCGACGGCCUAUUCCGUCGCAUUCUCGAUGAAGAAUAUCGUCGGUACUGCGACUCCUUUCCUGAUGUCUGGUAUGCUGCAGAGACUAGGAUCUGCCUGGGCCCUACGUAUCUGGGCAGCUUUUGUACUCGUCAUAGGCCUGGCAGGCAUUGCUUUAGUACCUCUGCCUCCAACGACACGACUCCGACGACAACGAAACAUUCCCUGGUCUUUCUUGACACAUCGGACAUUCUAUAUCUACAGCAUCGCCAACAUCGUCUUCAGCUGUGGUUAUGGUCUGCCACAAACAUAUUUGUCAAUCUACGCCUCGCAAUAUUUACACUUACCAGCAGCAGAAAGCGCGGCCAUGAUAGCAUUAUUCAACGCACCAGGUAUCCUUUCUUGUACUGGAUUCGGACUGCUUCAUGACAAGCUGAAUGUCUCCUCGACCGUCACCACGUUGGUCUCGGCCAUAGGAUCCGCUUUAAGCGUCUUUCUGCUGUGGGGUCUAAAAUCGAACACGAUAGCCGGCCUGCUGAUAUCCUUCGCCAUCGGCUUCGGCUUUUUCGCAUCGGCGUACUCCUCGACCUGGGGUGGCUGGAUUAACGAGAUCGAGAAAGAAGCUGCUGAGAACAAUGAGGCUGUUAACUCCGGCAUGGUUUAUGGCUUCAUGAAUGGUGCUCGAGGCAUUGGCUAUGUUGCGGGAGGUCUCUCUGGCGUAGGUCUUCUCCAGCUCGGCGCCAUACAAGCCAGCCAGCAGUGGGCGUUCGGGACGAAGUACGGCGCUUUGAUAUUAUUCACCGGCAUUAGCUCGGCGUUUGGCGGUUGGAGUGUGUUGUGGCGAGGCUUGUCGUGUAGACGAUGA
Recurvomyces mirabilis is the source of this 1299-nucleotide messenger RNA. RefSeq lists its product as uncharacterized. The record is from RefSeq and is a predicted model, not a curated record. Bases 1 to 1299 code for a protein of 432 amino acids. Gene Ontology annotation, cellular component: membrane. Lineage: Eukaryota; Fungi; Ascomycota; Dothideomycetes; Mycosphaerellales; Teratosphaeriaceae. Gene Ontology annotation, biological process: transmembrane transport. Gene Ontology annotation, molecular function: transmembrane transporter activity. The transcript has a single exon.